Molecule: messenger RNA, 1551 nt
Organism: Acanthosepion pharaonis
Lineage: Eukaryota; Metazoa; Mollusca; Cephalopoda; Sepiida; Sepiidae
Source: the annotation of a GenBank genome assembly
AUGCUUGGCCACUUACUCCUAAGCACCGAACGAUCGGCCUUACAAAUAUACCAUACCAUAGCUUUCAUACAACCAGUGCGGCUGUCAUGGAGAGCCUUCCCUUCUGUAAAUGUAGACGGAGCGUUAUUGUUUGAAAGCCGAUUAUUGAUUGGUGAUCGUCUAUUGAUUACAUUCGCACACCGCCAUUUACAACCCCCAAUCUUCUACGAGUCCGAGUCUUUGAAUUUUUCUUUCUUGCUCAAUUUUUGUCGAUUUUUUUUUUCUUCUUUAAAACUGGUGGUUCAAUUUUCUCUCCUUAUAUCUAAAUUCUCUUCAUUGAAAGAGAUUUUCUCUCGGUUGACCGCCAUACUGUCUUUUCAAACUUUCAUUUCUUUCCCUCCCCUUCCUAUACCUUUUCCUCCUCCCCGUUUCACACUCCCUUUUUAUUUCUAUCUCUUUCCUAUUCUCCCUCCUCCAACUUCCUCUUUAUUACAAGCCCUUUUCUCCCUUCCAACCCCUGACUAUCUUCCAUUUCUUAUUUCCCCUUCUUUUCUAUUCCCCUUCGUUGUUUCUCUCUCUCUCCGGCAACUACUACUUUUGCUCUUAAUACUUCACUUUUCUUUUCACCUCUUUUCUUCUCACACCACCACUCUUUCUGAACUUCUUCCUCCUACUCAUUCAAAAUCUGCCUCCUGCUUAAACAUCUUUUCACCCUCUUUCUUUAUUCUCCUCCCACUAUUCCUUCAACUUCCUCAUUAUGAAACCUCUCCCACAGGCUACAUUCUUCCCCAUUUCUUAUUCCCCCCUCCUUACUGUUCUUUAUCUCUUCCUCUGUUUGCUCUUUUCUCUCUCCGUCAAUACUUGCUAUCUCUCUUCAAACUUUCAUUUCUUUCCUUCCAAUCUAUUAAUUUUUCUCCUCUUUCCAAACCGUUCUCCUCCUACUCUUAUUCAAACUCCUUUUCUUCUCCCCCACCCCCAUUCGUUUUCCCCUCCAUUGGUUCAUGGCCUCUUAUUCUUUAUUCUAACUUUCUUUCUCUCCACCUUUUCUUACCCCCACCAUUUCUCCUCGUUUUUUUUCUAUCUUUCUUUCCCCCUCUAUUGAUUCUUUUUCACCGAGUCACAACUUUCUUAUCUCUUCCUCCAAUUUCACUCUUCAUCUCCAAAUCUUUUUACCCAGACGAAACUUUCCUCUCCCCUGUUGAACCAUUAUUCUUCCUCUCUCAAACGACUUACCCUCUCCAUAUCACUUUUCCUCUUCAAUUUUUUUUUUAUCCAUUUGUAACUUCCAUCUCUCCCCCGCCUCAAAUACAACCUUUCUCUAUAUAUUUCACUAUUUUUCCUCUUCUUCAAUUCCAUUUUUGCCCAGUCGUAACUUUCUUUUUCUCCCCGCCCUCUCUGAAGCCUGCAACGGCUGAUUCCCCCUCCAGGUUUCAGUAUUUGUUACUUUCUCUUUUUUACCAAGUCGUCACUUUCUUUUUUCCUUUCCUCUCUCGCUGCUUCCACCUCCCUUCUACCACUUUCUCUUUUUACCCAGUCGUAACUCCCCCCCCUUCUUUUCUCCUACCUCUCUAA